AUGGCAUCAUCUAGUGGAGGUCCGAUGUUUUUAAAUUCAAUCAAUUCUAGUGGAAUCGUAAAAGAUGGUGAAUAUAUUGCUAACUUAUUUAUUGAAGCAAUAGAAAAUGUAGGUUCAAACAAUGUUGUUCAAGUUAUUACGGAUAAUGCAAGUAAUAUGAAACUUGCCGGUACUAUUGUGGAGCAAAAAUAUCCUCAUAUAUUUUGGACUCCCUGUGUUGUUCAUUGUUUGAAUCUAGCUUUGAAAAAUAUGUGCCAACCUUCGGAAAAAUCACCUCACUUUAUUAAUUGUAGAUGGAUUUUAGAGUUACUUAGUGAAGUGAGUAAUUUGAAGAACUUUGUUGUGAACAAUGACUUGGCACAUGCACUUUUUCAAAAAUAUUCGAAUUUGUGUUUGUUGAAGGUUGGUGAAACAAGAUUUGCCUCACACAUCAUUAUGACCACCCGAAUUCGCAAAGUGAAAUCUUCUUUGGAGAAAAUGGUCAUGGAUGAUGGAUGGAAGAAUUAUAAGGGGGAUAAGGGGAUUGAAGCCAAAACACGUGAAAUAAAAUUCCUUAUAAUGAAUGAUGAAAAAUGGGAUAGUAUUGAUUAUUUCUUGAAAUUUACGGAACCAAUUAUUGAUAUGCUAAGAAGUUCCGAUAUUGAUGGUCCAAAAUUACAUCUCAUCUAUGAUAUGUGGGACUCAAUGAUUGAGAAGGUCAAGAAAGUCAUCUUUGAGCAUGAGGGGAAAGAUCUCAUUUUCGGUCAAUUAAUUUUUUUUGAUACUAUUCAUGAUAUUCUUGUGGCUAGGUGGAACAAAAGUAACACACCUCUACAUUGUAUGGCACAUUCUUUGGUUCCCAAAUAUUAUCAUGAAUCAUGGCUUCAAGGAGAGAAUGGAAUUCGAAAGCUUGCUCCUAAUGAAGAUAGUGAAAUUUCAUGA
Molecule: messenger RNA, 921 nt
Organism: Solanum stenotomum
Lineage: Eukaryota; Viridiplantae; Streptophyta; Magnoliopsida; Solanales; Solanaceae
Exons: 1
Coding region: 1-921 (306 amino acids)
Source: RefSeq, a predicted model, not a curated record